CUCGUAGACGCGAGCCAGGUUGGCUAAGGCCCGGCCCAGAAAAGGAAGACGACGACUCGAUAUUAGCACUAGGUUACGAUGGACCCGGCUCUGAAGAACAAAAGCGCGAGCCGGGCCGGCGACAAAACAAACCAUGGGCAAGAUAGCAAAGAUAGAGUACUUCCGCGUGCCACCGCGUUGGUUGUUCGUGAAGAUCACUGACGACACCGGCAACGUAGGGUGGGGCGAGGCAUCGCUCGAGGGCCAUACGCAAUCGGUGGAGGGAUGCCUGGAUGCGUGGGCGGAGAAAUACUUGGGGUUCGAAGCUGACGAUAUCGAGCACAUAUGGCAGUUGUCAUAUCGAGGCAACUUUUAUCGAGGGGGGCCGGUCCUGAUGAGCGCGCUGAGCGGGAUAGAUAUAGCAUUAUGGGACCUGAAAGCUAGGAAACUGAAUGUCCCAAUUUAUCAGUUGCUCGGCGGAAAGGUCCGGGAUAAGCUGCGCGUGUAUGCGUGGAUAGGGGGUGACCGACCAAGCGACGUCGUAGCGCAAGCGAAUGCUCGAAAGGCCCAGGGAUUCAAUGCGGUGAAGAUGAACGCCACUGAAGACCUCGGAUGGCUCGACACCCCGCGCAAGCUCGACGAAUGCGUCGAGCGCGUCAAGGCCGUGAAGUCGCUGGGCCUCGACGCCGGCGUCGAUUUUCACGGGCGCGUGCAUAAGCCGAUGGCCAAGCAGCUCGUCGCCAAGCUGGAGCCGUAUGACCCGCUGUUCGUCGAGGAGCCGCUGCUGAGCGAGAACAUCGGCGGCAUCAAGGACAUCGCCGCCCGCACGCACGUGCCGAUCGCGCUCGGCGAGCGCCUGCACAGCAGGUGGGACGUGCGGCCGUUCCUCGAAAGCGGGUGCGUCGACAUCCUUCAGCCGGACAUCGCCCACGUCGGGGGCAUCUCGGAGAUGCGCCGGAUCGCGUCGGCCUGCGAGACGUACGACGUCGCGCUCGCACCGCACUGCCCUCUCGGCCCGAUCGCCCUCGCCGCUAACGUCCAGGUCGACGCCGCGAGCCCCAACUUCGUCAUCCAGGAGAUGAGCCUCGGCAUCCACUACAACGUUGGCGGGCAGGAUCUGACCAACUACACGACAAACCCAGAGGUGUGGAAGGUCACGGAUGGGUACAUUGACCUGUUCCGCGGGCCUGGCCUCGGGAUCGACGUCGACGAGGUCCAGGUGCGGGCCCUUUCGAAGGACUCGAAGGCUUGGGUGAGCCCAGUCUUCAUAGGCCCAGGCAACGAGUUGAGAGAGUGGUAACAGGAAAAUCUCGUUUGAUGAGAACAAAAUGAAUGUCCCACCCAAAGCUUAACUGGGUAAAAGGCGAAAUUGAUAUCCCAGCAACUUCAAUUAAUAUGCUGCGUAGCAAAAUACAUAGGUAAUGCUACCUACGGUUGUCAUGUAACGAACGCUACCUUACCUACAAUAAGCCCCCAUAACCCACGAGGGAGAGGUAAGACGUCUAAUACGUUUUCGCCUAACACACAAGCCUAGAAAGCGGACUAGGAAGUGUAAGCGCCUACGUUUUCUUGCACGAUUCAGCCACGCAUCAUUUAUAUAGAGCACGCGGCUGUUAUCCCUUAGGGGGGAGAAGAGUAGAAACCAAAUCGAUCAUAUCGUCGGUAAGAAACCACCAACUUGUAUCA
Molecule: messenger RNA, 1665 nt
Organism: Durotheca rogersii
Lineage: Eukaryota; Fungi; Ascomycota; Sordariomycetes; Xylariales; Xylariaceae
Product: enolase C-terminal domain-like protein
Exons: 4
Coding region: 134-1279 (381 amino acids)
Biological process (GO): D-galactonate catabolic process; amino acid catabolic process
Molecular function (GO): galactonate dehydratase activity
Source: RefSeq, a predicted model, not a curated record